AUGACUACCGUGGAGAAGAUCAAGGGUAUUGAAGAUGAAAUGGCCAGGACCCAAAAGAACAAGAACACCUCGUUCCAUUUGGGUCAAUUAAAGGCCAAGUUAGCCAAGUUAAGAAGAGAAUUAAUUUCAGAUAGUUCCUCUGGAGGAGGUGGUGGUGGAGUUGGUUUUGAUGUUGCAAGAACCGGGGUGGCCACGAUCGGGUUUGUUGGUUUCCCAUCGGUUGGGAAAAGUACCUUGUUAUCUAAAUUGACUGGGACACAUUCUGAAGCCGCCGCUUACGAAUUCACAACUUUAACUACUGUUCCAGGGAUCAUUAAAUAUAAAGGUGCUAAGCUUCAAAUGUUGGAUUUACCCGGGAUUAUAGAAGGGGCUAAAGAUGGUAAAGGUAGAGGUAAGCAAGUUAUUGCGGUUGCCAGAUCGGUUAAUUUAUUAUUUUUGGUUUUGGAUGUUAAUAAACCAUUACAACAUAAAAGAAUUAUUGAAUAUGAAUUAGAAGGGGUUGGAAUUAGAAUCAAUAAAGAACCACCAAACAUUGUUAUCACCAAGAAGGAAAGAGGUGGGAUCAAUAUCACUAACACUGUUCCAUUAACCCAUUUGGACAACGAUGAGAUUAAAGCCGUCAUGGCUGAAUAUAAAAUCAACUCUGCAAACAUCGCUUUCAGAUGUGAUGCUACCGUGGAUGAUUUAAUCGAUGCCAUUGAAGCCAAGUCAAGAAGAUACAUUCCUGCCAUUUACGUCUUGAAUAAAAUCGACUCUUUUUCCGUUGAAGAAUUGGAUUUAUUGUACAAGAUCCCCAAUGCAAUUCCAAUCUCUUCUGGUCAAGGUUGGAAUCUCGAUGAUUUAUUACAAAUGAUGUGGGAUAAAUUGAAAUUGGUUAGAGUCUACACCAAACCAAAGGGUAAGUUACCUGAUUUCAGUGAACCAGUGGUGUUAAGAAACGACCGUUGUUCAGUAGAAGAUUUCUGUAACUCCAUUCACAAGUCCUUAGUCAGUGAUUUCAGAAAUGCUUUGGUCUUCGGCCAAUCGGUGAAACACCAACCCCAAGUCGUGGGGUUAAGUCAUGACUUACAAGACGAGGAUGUCAUCACCAUUCUCAAAAAGUAGUCCUUGCAUCCUGUAUAUUUUUGUAAUGUAUAUUAUCUUCUGUAUCACUAGUAUGUAUCGGUAUAUACCCAAAAAUAAAUACAUCCGUAC
Hyphopichia burtonii NRRL Y-1933 is the source of this 1194-nucleotide messenger RNA. It is a transcript of the gene DRG1, whose product is annotated as GTP-binding protein. Gene Ontology annotation, cellular component: cytoplasm. Gene Ontology annotation, biological process: cytoplasmic translation. The coding region runs from base 1 to 1104 and encodes 367 amino acids. Gene Ontology annotation, molecular function: GTP binding; GTPase activity. The record is from RefSeq and is a predicted model, not a curated record. The transcript has a single exon. Lineage: Eukaryota; Fungi; Ascomycota; Pichiomycetes; Serinales; Debaryomycetaceae.